Messenger RNA from Danaus chrysippus (African queen), 1239 nucleotides. NCBI's taxonomy places the organism in Eukaryota, Metazoa, Arthropoda, Insecta, Lepidoptera, Nymphalidae. The record is from the annotation of a GenBank genome assembly.
AUGUGGAGUAUUCUUCUUAUAGCAGCUCUAUUCGCGACCGCGCGGUCCAAACAGAUACCGCCGCACACGGAACUGGUCACCACAACUGUAGCCACAGCCACUGAGCUAUCAGAAUGGCCGGCGGCUCUCGCGCCACUGGACACCUUGACGGUCACCUGCGAGAAAGAGAACAUGCAUGUAGCCAUCUCGCUCGCACACACACGACAUCCCAACAGUAUUUACGAUACUUUCAACGGUAUCGUAUACCCAGCGGGUCUUGGCAGUAAUUCAACGUGUCUCAGAGAGUACGUCUCAGCUAGAGGCGACCUCCAAUACACCCUCCCACUAAAAGGAUGCAACACAAUGAGCACUGAUAAUGAUGACGGUACUGUUGAGUAUCACAACAACAUAAUAGUUCAGCCUCACCUUCGCUUGGUGACCGGCCAGGGUCGAGGGUAUCACGUGAGAUGUAGGUACAGAAGAAGAGACCUUACAUUGUACCACCUGCAUAGACCUCACGCGGACAGAUAUACUGGCUCCAGCAACGAUUAUAACAGUGACGAGUAUGACGAAGACUCGGGCCUGCUGCCUUCAGUCACCAUGAAGAUAUAUAAAGGAGACCCCGAAGAUAAAGAGGUGGCGUCUAACGUGAAAAUCGGUGACACUCUAACGUUAGUGGUGUCUCUUGAGAAGCAGCGUCAGUAUGGUCUCCUGGUGUCCGAGUGUACCGUACGUGACGGACUCGGCUGGGCGGAACAGAGCCUUAUUGCUGACGAUGGGUGCCCUCUCGAUGGAGAGAUCAUGGGUCUAUUCCAGUAUUCUAAUGAGAAGCAAGAGGCGAGGGUCUCGUUCCCCGCACACAAGUUCCCAUACACGGCCAGCGUGUAUUACACGUGUGAAGUGAAGCUCUGCGACCUCAACCAUCCCACUGAUUGUGAGCCGUGCAGUCACAAGCGCCGUGUCCGUCGUCAGUCAGACGAGUCCCCGGCUACAGUGGAGGUGUUCUCAGGGCUGUAUGUGAAUGAAGCUGACUCACCUGACAAUGAUGUCACCAGCGAGAAGAAAGAAGACGAGAUAUGCAUAUCACAGAAGAACUUCGCGAUAGGUAUCUGUAUAGCGGGCGUCAUCCUCAUGAUAUGUGUGAUAGCUGCCAUAGCCUUCAUCCUCGCCAGACGAAGGAACCCCAAGACAUACUCAAGGACCGGCAGUUCAUUAUACAGCGGGCCUUACACUAACACUGGAUAUUCACACACUAGUUAA